CGGUAUAUAAAAAUGUCACUGCUCGUAUUAUUAUCAUUGCUACUCGAUGUGUGAUUUGUAAGCAACUACGAUUGAAGAGUUGAUUUAAUUUUUUUUAGUAUUUAGGAAAGCUGACAAUGGAUGAUAUUUCCGAAGAUGGCUUCGAAACGGAAGAAAACUAUUAUGCGUAUUUGAAUAUAUCAAAAUCGGCUUCGGCUGAUGAAAUCAAUGCUGCUUACCGCAAUUUAAGUCGAAUUUAUCAUCCUGAUAAGCACAUUGAUGCUGUGAAGAAGAAAAAUGCGGAGAUUUUAUUUAACCGAAUUAAGAAGGCAUAUGAGGUCUUGUCUGAUCCACAUAAACGUGCCAUUUACGAUUCACUUGGAGUUAAGGGCUUACAAACAGAAGGAUGGGAAAUUGUGCAUCGAACCAAAACCCCCGCCGAAAUUCGGGAAGAAUUCGAGCGCCUGGCCCGUGAGCGAGAAGAACGAAAGCUACAGCAAAGAACCAAUCCAAAAGGAAAUAUCACGAUAAGUGUCAAUGCAACAGAAAUCUUCAAUCCAUAUGAUGAUGAUUUCGAGGAUAGAUCGUUUCCAAAUAUUGAAGUGUCUGGCAUGUCAAUAUCUCAAGCAAUUGAUGCACCAAUUACCACUAGAGAUACAAUUUCAAUGUCGGGCAGUUUAUCGUCACAAAAUGGAAACGCACAAGGUGGCUUCUUAAUAUGUGGACGCCGCUUAGUCAAUCAGGGUUGGUUUGAGUUUGUGGCAGGUGCGGGAAAUGGUCCAGUGGUCGGUGUAAAAGCGUCACGAAAUUUAACAAACAAAGUUUUUUGCAACGGUGAUUUCACGCUAAAUUUUCGCAAAAAUGGCAUCAUCCCUGGACUUGUAGGAACGCUUGCAGUUCAAUUAGACAAGCAUACAGUAGGUUAUCUCACGUACAAUGCGGGCCUUCAGUCAUCCAUGUCAUGUGUGCUCGAACGCAGUACCGAAAAGCAGCAUUUCUUAGUAACCUGCUCUGUCGGAAUACCUCAUUCAUUCAUUUCCUGUAGCUACACCAGGAAACUUAUUGACUACGAACUGAAAUUGCGACUAGCCGCGAAAGUUGGGACAUUCGGUUAUAUGGCAGAAUAUGGAGCUGAAAAGAAAGUUUCGAAGUACAGUUCCGUUGUUGCUAGUGUAUCCGUUGGACAGCCUACAGGAGUUAUCAUGAAAUUGAAAUUGAUUCGUUCAACGCAAUCAUAUAUCUUUCCAAUUCACCUGAGUGAGGAUAUUAUACCAGCGGCUGUAUUUUAUGCGACUGUGACACCACUCGUUGCAUGGUUUGUUGUGAAGAAAGUGAUUAUCGAACCAAUGAACGCCGAACAAAAGCAACGUGAUAUUGACAGAAUCAAGGAAACCAACAAAAAACGGAUGGCCGAAAAGAAGCGGGAGGCAGAAGCUGCUGUUGACUUGAUGUCCGUACAAUAUGAGCGAAACUAUAGUGAAGAAGAAAAACGGAAUGGGCUUCUUAUAGUAUCUGCCAUUUAUGGAAAAAUUGUUGACAAUUCCGAAAACAGCUCCGACAGCACCAAAAAUGGCAACCAAACAAUCGAUGUUAAAAUUCCGCUUCAGUGUUUGGUAAAAGACAGUAAGCUUGUUCUGCAGGAAUCCGGAAAGUCUGAAUUGCCGGGAUUCUAUGAUCCGUGUGUGGGUGAAGAGAAGUUAUUACAAAUUGAGUACACGUACAAUGGCCACAAUCAAAGCAUAAAAAUAAAGGAAAACGAACUGCUUCGGUUACCUCUGAGUUCAUCAUGAUCAAUCACAACUUUGCGAUAUAAUGCAUGCGAGGACGUGUGAAAUUCAACUAAAGCUCGUAUUCGUAUUCGCAGUUGUACCGUACAAAAUCAAUUUGUAGAAACAUUACAUGUAUUUAAUACGAUGCGAAAUUCCCCCACUACCUUUUCUUUAUUACUAGAACUAUUGUUAGAAUUUUACCAAUGAACAUUUAUUAUUACUGCAUACCAAGCUCAUGUACACAAUGCGAACAAAAAAGAAAUGUAAAAAUUCGGCACCAUCAGUUUUGCAAUGUCCAAAUCAGUAGUUGAAUAGAUGAUCGCUUUAUUACGGACAAAGUCUGAAGUAUUCGUAGAACGGAAAAUUGUUUAAACAAAAGCAACAAAAAUAAAGCAGUUUCAAACGCA
Sitodiplosis mosellana (orange wheat blossom midge) is the source of this 2155-nucleotide messenger RNA. RefSeq names its product dnaJ homolog subfamily C member 11. The record is from RefSeq and is a predicted model, not a curated record. The transcript has 13 exons. Lineage: Eukaryota; Metazoa; Arthropoda; Insecta; Diptera; Cecidomyiidae. The coding region runs from base 117 to 1769 and encodes 550 amino acids. Gene Ontology annotation, biological process: cristae formation.